Messenger RNA from Nelumbo nucifera (sacred lotus), 1207 nucleotides. RefSeq names its product WEB family protein (DUF827). NCBI's taxonomy places the organism in Eukaryota, Viridiplantae, Streptophyta, Magnoliopsida, Proteales, Nelumbonaceae. The record is from RefSeq and is a predicted model, not a curated record. Gene Ontology annotation, cellular component: cytosol. Gene Ontology annotation, biological process: chloroplast avoidance movement; chloroplast accumulation movement.
UACCGACCGACUUCACCUUCAGUUAACAGAAUUCCAGUGAAGUGGACGCGAAGAAACGAAGCCCAUGAUUCUAUUUUGCCCCCUUACCCACAUCACUAAGCUCCCACUUCUAACGACCCCUCCCUCUCUUCCUCUCUCUCGUCAACAUAUAAAUAAAACCACCGAUAUCGCCAUCUCCAUUCUCUAUCUCUCUGAGAUAGUUGAUGUUACAGUGACCAAGGACGGUCCUCUCUGUGCAUCAUUCAUAUGGCAGCGAACAUGGAGAGCGAAGAGGGAGUGGUGGUGAUCAGGCGGGCAGAGAUCGAUACGAGAGCACCAUUUAGCUCUGUUAAGGAGGCCGUCAUGUUGUUUGGAGAGAAAGUUUUAGCAGGGGAGGUCUAUGGCAACAAGCUCAAAGGGAUGCAUGAUGGAGCAAGUGAGAGUGGUCAUGGCCAAUCAAGGCUUGGAACUGUCACGGCAGAGCUGGAGGAGACGAAGCAGAACCUCCAGAAAGCAAGAGAAGAAGGAAUUCUAAUGGCGACCUGCCUUUCAUCCCUGAAAGAAGAGCUGGAACAGACAAGGAGAGAGCUGGAACAAUUGAAGGCCAAGGAGUCCGAGAAGCCGCCCAUCUACUUGGAAAUGGAAGACCUCAAGUUUGUGGAAAAUGCGACCAGGGUUGAAGUUGAUACAGUACCACCACCAAGGAGAAAAGAAGAAGGAACAGAGUUCCACAAGAAGAGAUAUGUUAAGUUCGCCAACCCUCCUUCUUCAGUGGCUCAUGUUAUGGUCCCGGAGGUUGAUCAAAUACUGGAGAGACACCCAUCUUUGAAGAAGAAGAAGAAGAAGCCAUUGAUCCCUUUAAUAGGUGGUAUUUUCUCUAAGAAGAAGGGAACCCAAGAAGGUGCAUCGCCCAAAGCUCCACGCCCUUAAUUAAGUACAUAGGUAUACUGGGGAAAAAGAUUCAGGAAAAAGAGAAGAAGAGAAGAAACUCCAAUAAUUCUUCCAUGGGAGAAAUAUUUUCUUUUCUUUUUUUCUCUUUUGCUAUUACUAUUUUGUUUUUUUUUUUUGAUUAAUUAGAGGAUGGUUUACUUUAGAUGGCCAUAGUUUGGACUCAGAAUGGGCCUUAGAAGUUAGAAUGUACGCGAAUAUCCAUGUUCACAUGAAAGACGAGAAACUCGUUCAAUAAAGUAUGCUGCUACUGCAGAGUGCAGACAAGCUUCUUCUUCUA